CUUAAGUCAGUUCAAAUGCUAUCCGUGGACAGGCGGCUCAUUGUCAGGAGAGUUGCAGUGCGAGCAGGAGGGAGAGAAGAGAGGCACAGGUACAACAGCAGCUACUGCAGCAGCACUUCAGCCCCAGCAUCACAGAGAAAAAACACACACACACACACACUCUGCUACACUCAGCUGAAAGAAGAUGGAAAAAGAUAGAGUAAGCAUCUCACCGCGAAGAAGUCCUCCCCUCCGAGAAGAGCUAAGACAAACAUCUCAGCGCAGUUUCUACCUAAGCCCAGCUCCACUCUUUAUUCAGCCCCCCAAAUUUUCUCCUGCUAGAUAUCCCAGUAUAUCACCCACCAGAGAUGCCUACAGUGCUUUUAGUCCACCUGUUUUCUUUCCCAUGCUUGGCCCCAGUUACACCCUCAAAGAAGGAUCCCAAAAACGCAAAAGGACUCCCUUAAAAGUGGAUGGCCAUGAGGGAGGUGAAUCUCCUGAGAAGGAGGCAGAAGAGGCAGAAGAAAGCCGCAGUAAGAAGACAGUGGACCUGCCGCACAUUCCCUUUUCCCUCCCACCUCGUCCUUUUCCAUCUCCAAAACCCAUCCCUGGCAUGAUCGAGCUCAACAGCCUGCAGCUUCAACACAGACCUCCAGAUGUGAAUUUUCCUGUGCAGAUAAAACAGGAGCCACUCAGUCCUUCCCCCAUCUGGCCACCCUCUCCUCUGCUUCUUCACCCUCCCUACUUCCCACCUCUCCACCACAGCCUUCUCCCUUACCCCUUCUUUAUGCCUGGCCCUAUCAUGCACCACCCCCCUGGUGGUUUCUACCCCAGAGAGGACCUCCGCCCCAGUCAUAGCGCCCGUGAAGGAGCUCCUCGAAGUGGUACGAGCAGCGCUGAGAAGCUCGGUCUCAAUGUUCACGUAGAUGACAGCUACUAUGUGGACGUUGGCGGAGACCAGAAGAGAUGGAAGUGUCGAAUGUGUGAGAAGUCCUACACAUCUAAGUAUAACCUGGUCACACACAUCCUGGGUCACAACGGCAUCAAACCACACGGAUGUCACCUGUGUGGGAAGCUAUUUAAGCAGCUGAGCCACCUGCAUACACACCUACUCACACACCAGGGAAUGAGGCCCCACAAGUGCCAGGUGUGCCACAAGGCCUUCACCCAGACCAGCCACCUGAAGAGACACAUGAUGCAGCACAGUGACGUGAAGCCAUACAGCUGCAGUGUGUGCGGUCGAGGUUUCGCUUAUCCCAGCGAACUUCGAGCCCACGAGCUGAAGCAUGAAAAAGGUCAAGAGAAUGUAUGUGUGGAGUGUGGUCUAGACUUCCCCACACUGGCACAGCUAAAGAGGCACCUGACCGUCCACCGAGGUCCCACAUUGUACAGGUGUACAGAGUGCCAGAAGACUUUCCAGUAUCCCAGUCAGCUUCAGAACCACAUGAUGAAACACAAAGACAUCAGACCGUAUAUCUGCAGUGAGUGUGGGAUGGAGUUCAUCCAGUCGCACCACCUGAAACAGCACACGCUCACUCAUAAAGGGGUGAAGGAGCACAAGUGUCGCAUCUGUGGUCGUGAAUUCACCCUGUUGGCCAACAUGAAGCGUCACGUCCUCAUCCACACCAACAUACGGGCCUACCAGUGCCACAUGUGCUUUAAGAGUUUCGUCCAGAAACAGACUCUGAAGGCUCACAUGAUCGUCCACUCGGACAUCAAGCCCUAUAAAUGCAAGCUUUGUGGGAAAGAAUUCAACAGGAUGCACAACCUAAUGGGCCACAUGCAUCUCCACUCAGACAGCAAACCCUUCAAAUGCCUAUACUGCCAGAGCAAGUUCACACUGAAGGGGAACCUCACCAGACACAUGAAGGUUAAACAUGGUGUCAUGGACAGAGGCCUGGAUGAGAGACUAUUUAGGCAAAGAGGGCGUUUCUGUCUGACCACCCCGAUGGACCUCCUCACCCACUUCAGCCAAGAGGAACCGUUUGACCUCUCCCAGAAACCCCCGGGUCUGCCCAGCCUCCGUCUCUCCCAGUCUGAUGGUGAGAGUGUCCCGGGAAGCUCCUGUCAGGAGGAGGAGGAUGAGGAGAGUUUGUACAGAAGGAGCCAGUACAGCCCUGAAGUAGACCACCACGAGCCAGCAGGUGAUCAGUACAUGCCUGAGCUGGAGGAAAGAAGGCAGGGAUCCCCUGGUGAACCGAGGGAAGGCAAGAGACAGAAACAGCAGAAGUACCAGGAAAGUUUAGAGGAUGAGACGUUUGAGAGGGAGUCAGGAGCAGAAGGUCAAUCUAAAGUUCCCAGAGGUAACAAGGUGCAGCUAUUGGAGUCCGAGACAUCCUAUGAAUCAGAUGCAGAAUUAGGUGAGCAGGUGGGCCGCCAAAAAAUGGUCCGUAGACAGUCAUAUGAAUAUGACUCAGAAGAAGAAGAAGCACAUCAGCAAGAGCUAGAUGAACCAAAACAAAGAAAAGAAAAGUUGGACAACUUUCACAAGGCCAUCGAUGUGGAAGAGACAAACAUAUACGAGUGCAUUGCUCGAAGAGUUUACGGGUCAAACGGUGAAGAAGACAAACAUGAAGAAAAGUGAGUCAAAGACUCAGAAGAUAAUUAAAUGUGUAGCAUUGUUUCUUGUUUAAAACUAAGUGGUUGUUUUGGAAGGCAACGACAAUAUGUAUGCUUCCAAACAUCUCUGAUUAGGGAAGGGUGGUGAGUAGCAGCGAAUGAACUUGUUGUUUAUUACCAGAGCAAAAAAUCAAGAAUAAAUACAAGCUGUGAAGAAUAUUGCAUGUAAAAAAACAUAUCAAAUUAUCAUUAAUAGUGACUGACAGAAGCUUUGGCUGGAAACGUGCGAUGUAAAUAAAAUGCAAACAGAUAUUUAAUGUUUUAGUUUUUUACAAAUCAUUUUGAAAUGUUUCUUAAAUAUGUAACUCUGUUUUGACUCAGAAUCUAAUCUGUGAUAUUAAAAUUUUAAGUGUUACUGAUCACACCAUUGUACAUGCUCUACUCUUGUUUGUGUGAUAUUGUUCUAAAAGUCAGCAAAAAACUGGAUGAAAAAUGUUUUUGACAGACACAAUUGAAAAAAAAAGCUAAAAUGAUUUUGUUUUUUUA
Neolamprologus brichardi is the source of this 3084-nucleotide messenger RNA. RefSeq names its product zinc finger protein 366 (gene znf366). Gene Ontology annotation, cellular component: nucleus. Gene Ontology annotation, biological process: regulation of transcription by RNA polymerase II; embryo development. Lineage: Eukaryota; Metazoa; Chordata; Actinopteri; Cichliformes; Cichlidae. Gene Ontology annotation, molecular function: RNA polymerase II transcription regulatory region sequence-specific DNA binding; DNA-binding transcription factor activity, RNA polymerase II-specific. The record is from RefSeq and is a predicted model, not a curated record.